This is a messenger RNA of Chenopodium quinoa (quinoa), 3103 nucleotides long. Its product is annotated as U3 small nucleolar RNA-associated protein 4-like. The transcript is spliced from 11 exons. Gene Ontology annotation, biological process: meristem maintenance; meristem growth. The record is from RefSeq and is a predicted model, not a curated record. Gene Ontology annotation, molecular function: protein binding. Lineage: Eukaryota; Viridiplantae; Streptophyta; Magnoliopsida; Caryophyllales; Amaranthaceae. The coding region runs from base 304 to 2757 and encodes 817 amino acids.
AAAAAAAGAAAAGAAGCUAGUCAUCAAAACAAUAAGUACAAUAAGCUUUCAGCUAUAAGCUAACCGUUGAUCACGAAGCAAUGCCAGUAUUUCCUGUUUAUUAUCAUAGUUCCCAAGCUUUAACCUAGUAACAGGCAUAUAUAUAUUGAGCAGCCGCUAAGCAGUAGACAAAGAACCCAUAACAACGUUUUCUCUUUCAUUCUUUCAAUCGCUUCGUUCACUCUUGAAUCUCCCUGAAUUUGAAACCUCCAUUAAAGCAGCAGCUAGAAGCUUUAGAGCUUAGCCUGGGUUUUUGGCCUAGAAAUGCUGCAACAACACACAAUCAGUUGUAUCGAUUGGAAGCCAUCGCCGGUUGUAGCCCUUGCCACCAGCGCCGACGACUCCCAAGUCGCCGCCGCUAGAGAAGAUGGCUCUCUCGAGAUUUGGCUCGUAUCUCCUGGCUCCGUCGGCUGGCACUGCCAAUUGACGAUUCACGGCGAUCCCAAUUCGAGAAUUUCGUCGCUUGUUUGGUGCCGCACGAGUUCUAAGGGUUCUUCGUCUGGAAGAUUGUUUUCUUCUAGUAUUGAUGGGUCUGUUUCUGAGUGGGAUCUUUAUCAAUUGAAUCAAAAGACUGUGCUGGAAUCAGUGGGCGUAUCGAUAUGGCAGAUGGCAGUGGAGCCGUUAAAGAACAGUUGGGGAGAUAUCGAACACGAAGCUCAUAGCAAUGGAAAUGGGGUUGUGAUAGAUAAUAAUAUUGAUGAUAGUGAAAGUAGCGAUGAUGAUGAAAGUUAUGGUAGAGUUGAGCUUCAUGAAGUGGAGAAUCGUCGAUUAGCGCUUGCUUGUGAUGAUGGUUGUGUGAGAUUAUAUACUAUCCCUGAUACUAAUGAGUUGACAUACCAUAAAUCGAUGCCUAGGGUUAGCGGCCGGGGUCUUAGUGUGACCUGGAGCACUGAUGGAAAUUUUAUUUAUUCUGGAAGUAGUGAUGGGUAUAUUAGAUGUUGGGAUGCAAAAUGCGCUCAUGAACUAUAUAGGAUUACUGUUGGUCUUGGAGGUUUGGGAGCUGGGUCAGAAAUUUGUGUUUGGUCAUUACUUGCUCUAAGGUGUGGGGUUCUUGUGAGUGCUGAUAGUACAGGCAGUGUUCAGUUCUGGGAUAUUAAGCAUGGAACACUAUUGCAGGCUCACUCUCUUCACAAAGGUGACUCAUUUGCUUUGGCCGCAGCGCCUUCCCACAAUAGGGUGUUUUCUGCAGGUUCUGAUGGAAAGGUGAUCUUAUACGAGCUCUCUGAUGAUGUUCUUGACUCCAGUCACGCUAGUAAGUUGUCUUCUGCAGUCAGGAAGACAUGGGUUUAUGUUGAUAGCAGAAGUGCUCAUACACAUGAUGUUAGGGCAUUGACGGUGGCAGUGCCUAUUAGCCAGGAAGAUUUGCUCCUGGAUGAAAAGGUUAAAAAAGUUCGCACAAAAGAAAAGCCUGUCGACUUUAGUUAUCACAAGUGGGCAAAUUUGGGGGUUCCAAUGCUUCUGUCAGCUGGUGAUGACACUAGAAUGUUCGCAUAUUCUGCCAAUGAAUUUACGAAAUUCUCUCCUCAUGAUGUAUGCCCUGCUCCUCAAAGAGUGCCUGUACAUUUGGUCCAAAACUCUGUUUUUAACAUGAUGCCAUUGCUUCUAGUUCAAGGCUCUAAUGGAAUUGAUAUCCUGUCUCUUAAAUUGGGAAAUGGUACUGCUCUUGAUAAGGCUAAUAGUGGACACGCAGCAACUAAUUUGUUGGCCCGUGUCAAUAGUAAGGGAUCUGGAAAGAUUACUUGCAGCGCUAUAUCUCCUUCUGGGUCACAAUUUUGCUUUUCUAAUCAUGCCAAACCAAGACUAUUUGGAUUAAAGAGAGGUGGAGGUUCCAAAAAUGCAUGGGUUAUUGAUAAAAGACAACUUCCUGGCAAACUGCCUUAUGCUCAUGCCCUGGCUUUCACUUCAGAUUCGUCUCGAUUAAUUGUUGCAGGAAGUGAUAGAAGAAUAUACGUUGUAGACCUGGGAUCCACAGAAUUGUUGCACAUUUUCACACCUUGUCGUAAGACACAAGAUGAGCAUUCGCCACCCAGUGAGCCUCCGAUCACAAAAUUGUUAACAAGUUCUGAUGGACAAUGGUUGGCUGCUGUAAAUUGCUUUGGGGAUAUAUAUGUCUUCAAUAUGGAAAUACAGAGACAACAUUGGUUCAUAUCAAGAUUAGAUGGUGCUUCUGUUACUGCUGGUGGCUUCUCUCCCCAUAGUAACAAUGUGCUUGUCAUCACAACAUCAUCAAACCAAGUUUAUGCAUUUGACGUAGAGGCCAAACAAUUGGGUGAAUGGUCAAGAAAAAACUCUUUCACUUUGCCUCAGAGGUUCCAGGAAUUUCCUGGCGAAGUUAUUGGCAUCUCAUUCCCACCAUCAGCAAGUUUGUCAUCUAUUGUUGUUUAUAGCUCAAGGGCGAUGUGUUUGAUUGACUUUGGAAUGCCUGUUGAACGGGAUGAUAGUAGUGACUUGGUCAAAACAGAAAUGCUUAAUGGUUUGGACACCGUCUCAAAGAAGCUUUUAAACUCAAAUGGAAGGCUGAAGCGCAAGUUGCAACAGCCUGAUAUGUACAUAAAGCUGUAUGGCAGACGGAAUUUUGAAUUCGUCCAGUUUAAACAUCCUGUUUUAUUUGUUGGUCAUGUUUCCAAGAGUUCUGUUAUUGUCGUAGAAAAACCGUGGUUGGAGGUGGUUAAGAGUUUCAGUAGCCAGCCCAUUCACAAACACAUAUAUGGUACUUGAGUUCGUUUACACAAACAGGUGUUGGUAUACGAGUUACUCAGCGAUGAGUUUUUUUUUUUUUUUUUUUUGGUGGUUUGCCAGGGUUAGGCCUUGUUGGGGCGAUCAAUUUUGGUGUUGCAGUAAUCACUUCUGUGCCUUUUUGGGUUACGAAGCGUGUUGUGUAUUAUGUUCACUAACAUUAUAUCUGUUGUCACAUUUUCUAGUUAGAAAGGGGUAUGAUUUUAUUGAGACUUUAUCUAGGCUGCAGUUUAGUGCAUCUGUAAAUAGGGUUCCAAGAACCACUUUGAUAUUUUUUCAUUGUAAUGAUUUUUGUUACUACCCUUUUUUGUUGACUUCGUUAUUUUAA